Scheffersomyces amazonensis is the source of this 502-nucleotide messenger RNA. RefSeq lists its product as uncharacterized. The transcript has 2 exons. The record is from RefSeq and is a predicted model, not a curated record. Lineage: Eukaryota; Fungi; Ascomycota; Pichiomycetes; Serinales; Debaryomycetaceae. Bases 148 to 390 code for a protein of 80 amino acids. Gene Ontology annotation, cellular component: membrane.
AAAGAAAAUAGGUACAGAUUUACGAUUGCUAAAUCAUGCAAAAUGGAACGAUGGAUAUCACUAUAAAUACGAGCAAAUUUCAAUAUUCAUCGUUUUUAUUUACUGUUUAAAUUAAUAUUAUAGUGACAUUAUAUACCAGUUCAAACAAUGCAUGCAAGAGAUUGGUUUUUGGUAUUUAUUGGAUUCUUCCUUCCUCCAAUUCCUGUUUUAGUUAAAAGAGGUGUAUUAUCGGCAGAUUUUUGGAUUAAUAUCUUACUAUGUAUUCUAGGAUUUUUACCAGGAUUAUUACAUAGUUUCUACAUCAUAUCAAAAUAUCCUUAUCACCAAGGUUAUGCUGCUUUAGGAGGUGAUGGACAUGAUAAUCGUGAUUAUGGAGCUACUAUAGGUUAGUAAAAGGAUGGUCAAUUUAAAUAUGUUAAGUACAAUAUAAGAUCUAAUGUUUACGUAUUAUUAUUAUUUUUAUCAUUAUUAUUAUUAUUGUUAUAAUAGCGAUAACAAAAGU